Tympanuchus pallidicinctus (lesser prairie-chicken) is the source of this 4351-nucleotide messenger RNA. It is a transcript of the gene ACTN2, whose product is annotated as actinin alpha 2. Gene Ontology annotation, molecular function: calcium ion binding; actin filament binding. The record is from RefSeq and is a predicted model, not a curated record. The transcript is spliced from 22 exons. Gene Ontology annotation, cellular component: cell projection; cortical actin cytoskeleton; cell junction. Lineage: Eukaryota; Metazoa; Chordata; Aves; Galliformes; Phasianidae. Bases 298 to 3069 code for a protein of 923 amino acids. Gene Ontology annotation, biological process: muscle cell development; actin cytoskeleton organization.
GCGGCGCUGGGCUUCUCCGGAGGGUCGGCCGCAAGGACCUGCAGCAGCAGCAGAGAGAGCGGGUGAGACAGAGGGAGAGCGAGAGGGGGAAGGAGGAUCACCAGCCAUCCGCCACUACCUGACAGUUAAAGCCUCCGCUCUCGGCGGCUCAUCGAUAUUAACAUCCUGUCUCCUUGGGAAAGAAAAAAAAAUAUACACGUUGCUAUCUUCAACCCAUCAGCAACCAUACUGAGCUUAAAUAUAUAUACAUAUUUAACUGUUAAUAGGCAAAGCGGUUGAAGCUGAUCCCUGGGUAGAAUGAACAGCAUGAACCAGAUAGAAACAAACAUGCAGUACACCUACAACUAUGAAGAAGAUGAGUACAUGACCCAAGAGGAAGAAUGGGACAGGGACCUGCUCCUGGACCCAGCAUGGGAGAAACAGCAAAGGAAGACGUUUACAGCUUGGUGCAAUUCCCACCUCAGGAAAGCAGGCACACAGAUUGAGAACAUUGAGGAGGACUUCAGAAAUGGCCUCAAACUGAUGCUGCUCUUGGAAGUUAUUUCAGGGGAAAGGCUACCGAAACCAGACAGAGGGAAAAUGCGCUUCCAUAAAAUUGCUAAUGUCAACAAAGCUCUGGAUUACAUCGCCAGCAAAGGAGUGAAACUUGUGUCCAUUGGUGCAGAAGAAAUUGUUGACGGCAAUGUGAAAAUGACACUGGGUAUGAUCUGGACCAUCAUCCUUCGUUUUGCCAUUCAAGAUAUUUCAGUGGAAGAGACCUCUGCCAAAGAAGGGCUGCUGCUGUGGUGUCAAAGAAAAACUGCUCCUUACAGAAAUGUGAACAUUCAGAACUUCCAUCUCAGCUGGAAAGAUGGCCUUGGAUUAUGUGCACUUAUCCACAGACACCGACCUGAUCUUAUUGACUACUCCAAGCUAAAUAAGGAUGACCCCAUAGGAAAUAUCAACCUUGCAAUGGAAAUUGCUGAAAAACAUUUGGAUAUCCCUAAGAUGUUGGAUGCAGAAGAUAUUGUGAACACUCCCAAACCUGAUGAGAGAGCUAUCAUGACAUAUGUGUCCUGCUUCUACCAUGCUUUUGCUGGAGCAGAGCAGGCUGAGACUGCAGCAAACCGGAUCUGUAAGGUGCUUGCUGUGAAUCAAGAAAAUGAGAGGUUGAUGGAAGAGUAUGAGAGACUUGCAAGUGAGCUUUUAGAAUGGAUUCGCAGGACAAUUCCUUGGCUGGAAAACAGGACCCCAGAAAAAACAAUGCAGGCCAUGCAGAAGAAAUUAGAGGAUUUCCGGGACUACCGCCGCAAACACAAACCUCCCAAAGUUCAAGAGAAAUGUCAGCUGGAGAUCAAUUUUAACACCCUGCAGACAAAACUGAGAAUCAGCAAUCGACCAGCUUUCAUGCCGUCGGAGGGAAAAAUGGUUUCAGAUAUUGCUGGCGCUUGGCAGAGACUUGAACAAGCUGAGAAAGGCUAUGAAGAGUGGCUGCUGAAUGAAAUACGAAGACUGGAAAGGCUUGAACAUUUGGCUGAGAAAUUUAGACAGAAGGCUUCCACUCACGAGCAGUGGGCAUAUGGCAAAGAGCAGAUCUUACUUCAGAAGGAUUAUGAAUCUGCAUCUCUGACAGAAGUCCGUGCCAUGUUAAGGAAACAUGAGGCUUUUGAGAGCGAUUUGGCUGCUCACCAGGACAGGGUGGAACAGAUCGCUGCCAUUGCCCAGGAGCUGAAUGAACUGGACUAUCACGAUGCUGCAAGUGUCAAUGAUCGAUGCCAAAAGAUAUGUGACCAAUGGGACAGCUUGGGAACACUUACUCAAAAAAGGAGAGAGGCACUGGAGAGGACGGAGAAAUUGCUUGAAACGAUUGAUCAGCUUCACCUGGAGUUUGCCAAAAGAGCUGCUCCUUUCAACAACUGGAUGGAAGGUGCUAUGGAAGACCUACAGGACAUGUUUAUUGUUCACAGCAUAGAGGAAAUUCAGAGUUUAAUCUCUGCACAUGAUCAAUUUAAAGCUACUUUGCCAGAGGCAGACGGUGAAAGACAGGCCAUAUUGUCAAUCCAGAAUGAAGUUGAAAAAGUUAUUCAGAGUUACAGCAUGAGAAUAAGUGCAAGCAAUCCUUACAGCACUGUUACUGUGGAAGAGAUUCGUACCAAGUGGGAAAAGGUGAAACAGCUGGUACCUCAGAGGGAUCAAUCCUUGCAGGAAGAACUAGCCCGCCAGCAUGCCAAUGAGCGCCUGCGUCGCCAGUUUGCUGCUCAGGCCAACGUCAUUGGGCCAUGGAUCCAGACCAAGAUGGAAGAAAUUGCCCGCAGCUCUAUUGAAAUGACAGGGCCUUUGGAGGACCAGAUGAAUCAGCUGAAGCAAUAUGAGCAAAAUAUCAUUAACUAUAAACACAACAUUGAUAAACUGGAAGGAGAUCAUCAGCUUAUACAAGAAGCCUUGGUGUUUGACAACAAACACACCAACUAUACUAUGGAGCAUAUCCGUGUUGGAUGGGAGCUCCUACUUACUACCAUUGCUCGAACUAUCAAUGAGGUUGAGACUCAGAUCCUCACAAGAGAUGCCAAGGGUAUCACCCAGGAGCAAAUGAAUGAUUUCAGAGCAUCGUUCAAUCACUUCGACAGGGAUGAAUCUGACAAUCUGCAUUCUGAUGAAUUUAAAGCCUGCCUCAUCAGUCUAGGACAGGUUGGAAAUGACCUGCAGAGGAAGAAUGGACUGAUGGACCAUGAUGAUUUCAGAGCUUGCUUGAUUUCAAUGGGUUAUGAUUUGGGCGAAGCUGAGUUUGCUAGAAUCAUGUCUCUGGUUGACCCCAAUGGACAAGGAACCGUCACUUUCCAGUCCUUCAUUGACUUCAUGACCAGAGAAACAGCAGAUACGGACACGGCUGAGCAAGUGAUAGCUUCCUUCAGAAUCCUGGCUUCAGAUAAGCCUUAUAUCCUGGCAGAUGAGUUGCGUCGAGAGCUGCCUCCUGAGCAGGCUCAGUACUGCAUCAAGAGAAUGCCACAGUACACGGGCCCAGGUUCUGUUCCUGGAGCUCUGGAUUACACCUCUUUUUCAUCAGCACUGUAUGGAGAGAGCGAUCUCUAAUUCUAUAAUUGGCUAUAUUCACAGUAGACACAACAAAUACCACACCUGAUUGCCCAGAUUGCUUCUCAAAAGGUUUGACAAGCUGAUUAAAAAAAGGAGUUUUAUAAUGCAGUAGGUACCUUCAUUGUAAAGUUCUAUUACUAAAGUAACUAGUGUAUGUUAAUGUGUGCAGCACGCUAGAUUUCUGCAAUGUUGGUUUUAGGUUGUCUGUCCUAUACAAUGCCAGAAAAUAUUUAAAGAAAAAGAAAAAAAAAAUAAUGCAAGUUAUUAACUUUGGAAAUAUCUAUUAUGAAAAUAAAAUGCAAGUCCUAAGAACAUUGAAACUACUGAUUGUUAAGAUUCACAAAAUAUUUAUCCAUUUUUCAGAAUGUUUCAAUGCCACAUAUGCUUCUUUUAACAAUGUUCAUAAAACUAUGUUAAAAUCACGCAUUUUACUUUCAUGAAGCAAUGUUAUUUUCCUCUCAUGUUUUCUGAUUUUACAUGCUUCUGCUGGUGAAAUUUAGUAAAAUGGUAAAAUGAAGUUUUUCAGGAGAGAAAUAUAUCAAACAAGUAACUACUUAGUUACUGAAACAAUUAAGAAUGCUAUGUUUUUGUCUCCUAAAGACAGUUUUAUAUUCUCACAAAUAAUUGUAAAAUAGGUUAAAAAAAAAAAAAAAAAAGGCCUGAAAAGCUGAUUAAAAUUGCAGGUUUAGAGUUAUGUAAGCAGUGCUUUUCUCUUAAGCCUUUAACUUUUACAAGCUGAGAGAUUAUACUUUUAUAAUCAGAAAUAAUAGGGAACCUAAUUUUAUGUAAGUUGUUUUGUUUUGAAACCCUCAUUCUUGUCUGUGUUGGACAGUCUUUGUUUCUUGGUAUAAGAAAGCCAGUCCCAUGCUGUGUUAGUGGGCAACAUUCAUCUCCAUUCUGCAUAAUGCAAAAUCCCAUCUUAGCAAAUGUAUUGUGGUUGUCUUAUAGCUUUAACUGUUCAUUGCUCAACUUACAGUUUGUCUUGAUUUCUACUGGUUCACAGGCAGUUCAGUCUGUAUUAUUGUCUUGACUUCUGCUGGUUCACAGGCAGUUCAGUCUGUAUUAUGUUCCUGUGCACUAGUAAUUCUACUGUUUUUUUCCAUCUUGAGAAAUUAUUAAAAAAAAAGCAGUAACUUUUUUACUUGAAUCCUACUGUCACUGAGGAAAUGCAAUGUAAUCUAACGAAAAACCAUUUAUAAAUGGUGAAAUGAAUUGUGCAGCCCAGUGCUAUUAAAGCAAUGAUGUGCCUAUUAAAUAAAGUCUGCUUUUCAAAACCUUA